AUGAAGGCCGCGCAGGCGAUCCUCUUCGGAACGCUUGCACUCACGGGUGCUGCUGGGCAGUCCCCAGUCGGCAAGGUCAUCGAGCUGCUGUCUGGCCUGGAGGCACAGAUCCAGAAGGAGGGCGAGGCGUCGGCCAAGCUCAACAGCGAGAAGGAGGAGUGGUGCAAGGACGUGGCGACCAAUCUUGGCUUCGAGAUCCAGACUGGGUCCAGUGAGGUGGACAAGCUGAAGGCUGUUAUCGGCAAGGAGGCAGCCACGAUCAGCGCGCUGACAAGCAAGGUCGAGGAGCUCGGGGCGGCGAUAGCCAAGGACGAGAAGGACCUGGCGGCCAUCCCGUGA
Prorocentrum cordatum is the source of this 339-nucleotide messenger RNA. The record is from the annotation of a GenBank genome assembly. Lineage: Eukaryota; Dinophyceae; Prorocentrales; Prorocentraceae.